GGCGACGACGACGCGAGGGACGCGUACUUGGCGUGGUUCGCGAAGCAUCGAAGAGUGUUCGUCGAGCGGUGCGUGGGGUGCGUCGUGGACGGCGAGCUGGACGAGCGCGCGCGGUGCCUGGCGCUCGGGGUGAUCAUGGAGUGCGCGCGGUGCGAGACGCCGGGGAAGUUUUCGAAUGAAUUGUACGAGGACGCGCUGCGGCGCGCGACGCGGGCGAAAUCGUGGAGCGAGGCGCUGCUGGGGACGCUCAAGGCGAGGUAUCUGACGCGCGUGGACGUGCGGUAUCACACGUACGGCGCGAUGCGGAAAUUGGCGGAGGAAUUGAAGACGUACGCGCCGGGCGAGGGGGAGGCGGCGGCGGUGGACGUGGCGAGGAACGUGUACGACGUGCUCAACGCGACGCCGCGCGCCGUGAUCGAUCUCGAGGCGGCGAAAAAGAAGAGAAAGACGUCGGGCGGCGGCAAGCCAAAGUGGACCGAGGGCGCGCGGCAUCGACGCGCGUUCAGCGACGCCUGGCUCGCGCUGUUGCGCGCAGAUUUUCCCGAGGAUAUUUACCGAAAAAUUUUGAUGCGCCUGCACGUGGACGUGAUGCCGCACAUGGUGAAUCCGCAGUUGUUGAGCGAUUUUUGCGUCGAUUCCAUCGACGUCGGCGGCCUCACGGGGAUGCUCGCGUUGAACGGGUUGUUCAUUCUCAUGACGCAACACGGGUUAGAAUAUCCGACGUUUUACAACCGUUUGUACGAAUUGCUCGACGCAUCGUGCUUUCACGCCAAUCACCGUCGCGGUUUCUUCUCCCUCAUGGAUGUCUUCUUGAAAUCGCCCGCGUUACCGGCGUACUUGGUGGCGAGUUUCAUCAAGCGCUUUGCGCGACUGGCGCUGUCGGCGCCGCCGGCGGGCGCGAUGGUGUGCGUCGGAUUCAUUCAUAAUCUCUUGCGUCGGCACAAGUCGUGCGUGGUGCUCGUGCAUCGCGAGCGCGUCGAAGGCGAGGCGGCGAAACUCAUCGACGCCGACCCGUUUGACGCCGACGAGCGCGAUCCGGCCAAAACGAACGCGUUGAAGAGUUCGCUGUGGGAGGUCGAGACGCUCCGAGCGCACUACUUUCCGCAAAUCCCUAAAAUGGUAGCCUUGCUCGAGCGCGACCUCACCGACCGCGUGAAAACGAAAGAAUUAGAGAUGGGCGAUUUGUGCGGCGCGAGCUACGGCUCGCUCACGGCGGAGGAGUUGGACGCGCGGGUGAAAAAAGUCCCGCUCGCCAGUCGCGCCGAGCCUUUCACGUCCAUCUUUACCACGAGCGAAAUG
This is a messenger RNA of Ostreococcus lucimarinus CCE9901, 1299 nucleotides long. RefSeq lists its product with no specific name. The transcript has 2 exons. NCBI's taxonomy places the organism in Eukaryota, Viridiplantae, Chlorophyta, Mamiellophyceae, Mamiellales, Bathycoccaceae. The annotation marks the transcript as partial. The record is from RefSeq and is a predicted model, not a curated record. Gene Ontology annotation, biological process: ribosome biogenesis. Gene Ontology annotation, cellular component: Noc4p-Nop14p complex; small-subunit processome; nucleolus.